Monopterus albus (swamp eel) is the source of this 2530-nucleotide messenger RNA. It is a transcript of the gene cracr2ab, whose product is annotated as calcium release activated channel regulator 2Ab. The transcript is spliced from 16 exons. NCBI's taxonomy places the organism in Eukaryota, Metazoa, Chordata, Actinopteri, Synbranchiformes, Synbranchidae. The coding region runs from base 99 to 2441 and encodes 780 amino acids. Gene Ontology annotation, molecular function: calcium ion binding; GTP binding; GTPase activity. The record is from RefSeq and is a predicted model, not a curated record.
UUAAAUAGUUUCCAGUCUAACUGCUAACCAUGCCCAUAUGAAUCGUUUUGUAUGGUUGAUCAUUACUGUGCAAAUCAGCUCAUUACAACAGCAUUUAAAUGGCCUGUGUGUCUGUUUCUUGGCAGAGGCUCCACAGAGAGUUGCCUUUGUCUGCAGAGGAGCUGGAUGAUGUGUUUGACUCUCUGGAUACAGACCACACUGGUUACCUUACGCUGGAGGCAUUCUCUUCUGGAUACAGUCGGUUCUUGCAUAGCAGGAGAAUCUCUGUCACUGAUGACCAAAGUCAGGCCCUGGGGCCAGUGUUUAGAGCCAAGGAAGCCCUUUAUCAGAGCCAGUGGGAAGCCAAGCUGUCCGGAGUGGAAGACGAGGAGGAAAGGCACUUCUCUAUGCUGCUGGAAAGCCUGGGGGCCAGUAAUGUGUUUGAGGAUCCAGGCGAGGUGCGCAGUCUCUGGGUCCAGCUCAGGCAAGAUGAACCUCACCUUCUGUCCAGCUUUGAGGAGUUCCUGGCCAGGGUCACCCACCAAAUAAAAGAAGCCCACCGGGAGAAGAAUGAGAUGGAGAGUGCCCUCCACAGGAAGGCUGCAACACACGACAGCGAGAUCCGUCAUUUAUAUGAAGAGAUGGAGGCGCAGAUCAAAAACGAGAAAGACGGGCUGUUGCUAAAGGACUCUGAGCGUCUUCAGUUACACAGCCAGGAGCUGGAGCACCAACUGUUUUGCAAAGAGAGAGAGCUGGAAGAACUUUUCCAGACGCAGAAAAGGUUAGAGCUCCAGUGCCAUGAGCUGAGCAGUGAGAAGCAGGAUAACCAUGUGGAGAAAGUCAAGCUGAAGAUGACCAACGACGAGCUGUCCCGAGCGCUGGAGACCACGAGCCAGGAGCUGGUGCUGGCCCAGGAGCAGAUAGCCAUACUGCAGGAGCAGGCCUCCCAGCUGCACCAGGAGAAAGAGAUGGAAAUGUACAGUGUAACUGAGGGGCUGCAGAGAGAGAAAGAAAAUCUUAUGACACAGCUUGACCUCCUCAGAGAGAUGAAUAAACAUUUAAAGGACGAGCAAGACGUAUGCUGUGGCAUGGCUCAAACUUCACUCAGAAUGAAGCAGAAGCAUAGAGCAGGCCUUGCCAAUGUAUUUGAUGACUCCAGCCAGCCAGCAAAAAGAGCCCCUUUGUUGGUGGAUGGCUCCUACCAGUCUCUGGAGGCCUUGCCAAUAGAGCACCUUCAAAUCGUGUUUGUUGCUUCCACCUCCUGUAGUGAGGAUGACACAGCCACCACUGCUUCCUCCUCCUCCACCACUCUUAGUGCCCCCACAUGUCAACAACGCACUGCAGCAAGGAAGAACUCCAGCUUAGCUAACGACUACGCCAGCUUUGCUCUACCCAAAGUACACGAUGUGAAGGCAAAGGCCAAAAAAUCACUCGGCAACGUGGCUGCUGCUAAGAGAGUGAUGGAGAAAGAAAGUGAGAAGAAAGUAGUGAUGAUGAAAGAAAUUGAGAAGGAGAGUGGGGUAGAAGAGGAGGUGUUAGACGCCUCUCCAGAUGGCUGGCCCCUUCGUCGGGUCAUUUCCAUCGAGGAGGACCACCUGCCGCACCUGCUACAAGGUAGGCCUCAUUCUUUACUGCACCAGCUCAGUAAGGAGGAAGAUGAAGAGAGUGAUGAGGAUGAUGAAGAAGCCCAGAGUGACACUGGAUCUAGUACUGCCAUGGCAGUAGACCUCUCUGCCACCCAACCCUUUCAUCUCCCAGUGUUUGCAAAAGCUCUUUCUGCAAGGAAAGUGCGAUUUAGCCAAGCAAAGAAGGUCCCCAUGUCUCCAAGAGGGCAGCCUGUUGGGAAGGAGACUCAGCUAAAAACAAGAGAAGGAGGACUGUUUGCCCCAGACCGCCUCUUUAAGGUGGUCCUGGUUGGCAACUCCAGUGUGGGCAAGACGUCCCUACUAUGCUCCUUCUGUGAGGGCCGUUUCCACCCUUUCACAACUGCUACUGUGGGUAUUGACUACAGUGUGAAGAUUUUAACCCUGGACAAUAUGCAGGUAGCCAUGCAGCUUUGGGACACAGCAGGUCAAGAGAGGUACCACAGCCUAACCAAGCAGUUCUUUCGCAAGGCUGAUGGUGUGGUGGUGAUGUACGACAUCACAGUGGAGAAGAGCUUCAGGGGUGUGCGACCCUGGCUCACCAGUAUCCAGGAAGCUGCAGGAGAAGGGAUACCCACCCUCCUCCUGGGCAACAAAAUGGACAUGGAUGGAAAUAGGGAGGUAUCAUUCAGAGAAGCUGAGCAACUGGCUUAUGAAAACAAGGUGAUGUUCUUUGAGGUCAGUGCCUACACAGGCAAAAAUGUGACGGUGUCCCUGACACACCUGGCCAGAGUGCUAAUGGAGCAGGAGGACAGAGUGAGACACACGGGAGUCAUCCUCAAUGCUCGGCCCACAAACAAGAAAGCCUGUUGCAAGUGAAGACACUGGACAAAACAAGCUGAAACCUUGGAAGAAAUCUGCUUGUAUACUCAGCUGACUGGGUGCUACCAUAAAUCACCUUUUCAAGA